CUCAUUCGACUGUGUUUUUGAAUAAGACAUGAACAAAGUUCUUUAGAUCCCCGUUAUAAAGGACUUCUUGCUUUUAUCCACAACUAUUACACUUCCUUAUUAGAUGCGUUUUGAGCGCUUGACGAAGUUUUAAGCGUUACCCAACGGUCUCUUUUAAAUUGGUAAUUCCCUCAGAUUGUUUAUAAACUGUGGAUUGAUAGCUAGCCGUUCGAGCUAGCUGGCUAUGUGUAUUUCCUGAUAUUGCAUUCAACAGAACAGCAUUUGCUGCAGUUAUAUCCUGUAAAUGGGGAACAACGCUCUCAAAGCUCAUUUAGAAACCUCUCAGAAGACUGGAGUCUUUCAGCUGACUGGAAAGGGUUUGACGGAGUUUCCAGAGGAACUACAAAAGCUCACUGGAAACCUGCGCACAGUCGAUCUGUCCGGCAACAAAAUCGAGGUCCUUCCUGACUUCAUAGGAGGCUUCCAGCAUCUUAAGAGUCUCACCAUCAGCAGCAAUAAGCUGUCCAUUAUUCCAAAUGAAAUCGGAAAACUCAAGAAGCUGGAAACUCUCAUUUUAAAUGGAAACCAGUUGAAGCAGCUUUCUGCAGGUGUGGGUCAGCUGAAGGCCCUGCGGACCCUUAGCCUGUCAGGGAAUCACUUUAAAGAGUUUCCCAGUGGACUCGGCUCCCUUCGUCAGCUUGAUGUCUUGGACCUGUCCAAAAACAAAAUCCAGGCUGUUCCAGCAGAAGUGGCCGAACUGCAGGCCAUUGAAAUCAACCUCAAUCAGAACCAGAUUUCGAGCCUGUCUCCAGUGGUGUCUCGUGCUCCCAGACUGAAGGUCUUGCGUCUGGAGGAGAACUGUCUGGAACUUUCCUCUAUCCCUCCUUCUAUCCUAACAGACUCCCAGGUGUCUCUGCUCUCUGUGGAAGGCAACUUGUUUGAAGUUAAAAUGUUGCGUGACCUGGAAGGAUAUGAUAAGUACAUGGAACGCUUCACUGCAACCAAGAAGAAAUUUGCGUGAAGUGCAGGAGUAUUCAUCUAGUGCCAGGCUGCCUUCUGCGCUGGCACCGGCUUCACCAGACGGUUCAGCAGGAGAGUAAUGGAAACUAUAGUCUGGAUUGCUAGAACGACAACUCGGAGACCCCAGACCUGCUGCUUAUUAACAUUACACUACAGAGAGCAUCUGUAUUGUUAUGAAUUAUUCUAUGGACUGUGCAUUACACUUUCUUUUGCAAAGAUGUUAUGAACACAAAUGCAGCGCUGACUCAAUGUCCUGAAUAUAUUUACACUGGACACUGGUUUAUUGCAUAUUCAAACACACUAAUGCCAGGUCUAUUUAUAGAAGGUCUGUCCUUCAGUAUACCAUAUUGUAUGUACUGUACUCUUCAAACUAUGUUCUAUUGCCUAGCAUUUAAUUACCUUUUUAAUGCUUUAGAGUUAGCCGCCGUUUUGGCCAGUGAAUAUAUGGCUUUUUAUUUAUUUGCACACUAAUGUUUCUGUAAUUUUCUUUUUAUAAGAACAUCCAUGAGAAGUUAUUUGCUCAAGACUGCUGGGAGAUAAUGUGUGGUGUAACAGUAUUGCAGCAAAAUUUCCGUUACAAAUCAUUUGCUUUUACUCUAAAAUGAAUGCCUACUUGAAUGCAGUCAAUGUGAUUAUAUAUAUUUAUAUGAAUCACACAAUUAAAAUCAUUAUGUAUAGUUCUGCAAAAUCUAACUAUUUCUUGACGUGGCUGUCUACCAUGUUUAUCUACUGCUUACACAUUUGAAUGUCACCUGUUGUCUUUCGUGAACCUUGUGAUUCUUGCAGUCAAUCUAUGCAAUUUAUAUUUCAAACAUCUGACGAUUGUUUUUCUAUAAGAUGUAAAGUCAGCAUCAGUAACAUUUACCGAAAAGCAUCUGAAUCACACCAUCCUGCAAUUUAUAAAAUAAACUAGUGUUUAAAAUAAACAUUUUUUUUGCUUCUCAAUGUACUGAACACCUAUAUUACUGCUUUGUGCUACAACAUUUACCUGCAAAAUAAAGCUUACUUUGUACUAGAAUUGUCAUCUAAA
Triplophysa dalaica is the source of this 2029-nucleotide messenger RNA. It is a transcript of the gene lrrc57, whose product is annotated as leucine rich repeat containing 57. The coding region runs from base 284 to 1000 and encodes 238 amino acids. The record is from RefSeq and is a predicted model, not a curated record. Gene Ontology annotation, molecular function: protein binding. NCBI's taxonomy places the organism in Eukaryota, Metazoa, Chordata, Actinopteri, Cypriniformes, Nemacheilidae. The transcript has 6 exons.